AUGUCGACUCCGACCGAGGAGUAUUCCAAUCCCUUCGUGGAUCCGCGAAACAUGUCGGAGUCGCCGAAACACAGUCCGGAUUCCAGCGGCGUUGUAACGAGUGCUGAGGGAGGAACUCCUGCGAAUGGAGAGAGACCUAGAGGCAAGAAACGAGUGGGCUUCACGGGAGGGACGCCAUCAGAGGGACCGAGUCAAAGAACGAGCUUUGUCGAUCCGGAUGGGACGUAUUCGCCGUAUAGUGAGAGUCCGAACUUUGGAUCGCCGGAUGUCAGUGGCAACAACACGCCGCCUACAAACAGCCAUACGAGGAAUAGUAGUGGGGAUCUAUUGCUGCCGCCAAGUGCGAGCAAAUCUCAUUUGCCGGAAUUGUCAGAACAGCAGACGGAACAGCUUCGAGAUUCGCUGAGUCGAAGUUUGGAUGUACCUCGUCCACGACCGGCGUUGAGACGAGGUGGAUCGACCAAGGCGACGGAACCUGAGGAUGCGAUCGAAGGGCCGGAUGAUGAUGGGGCGAGAGCACUGCGGCAGGCGAGUGCGCGGAAGGCUUUUGAAAGAGGCAAGCAGCUUGAGAGGGACGAGUUGAGUUAUUCGGCACCUGCAUCCAGACGGUCUUCGCCGACUCGUGGGAGAGCGAUCCCUAGCCUACGCAUGGACGACAUUCCGUUGAAGGACUUCAACGACGACAAGUCUGAGGUGUCCGACAAGGAAGAUGAUCACCUCCCUCCCCUCCAGCGUCAACGGAAAGCGUCUCACGCCGAAGCAUUCAACUUGGUCAGGAGGCAUACGUCCGCCCGCGAUGCCCUUGAAUCCAAGCCCAGCUCAGGCGAUCUCUCCUCUGGCACUCGAUCUGGAGCGGUGACGCCGACCGAGGAGCAAAAGUACUUCAUGGAAGACUACCAGCCCAAACCAAAGGAGUAUCGAGGUGGUAUUCUGGGCUCGUUGCUCAAGCUGUACCAUGACGAACAACAACCCGGCGGCCCUGGAAUGCCCAAAGCACACCUUAGAACCGGCAGUAGCGGUGGACACAGCGCACUUUCGAGCCCUGCCCAUUCGCCUCCAUCUUCUGGUGCUACUACACCUACCUCCCAUUGGUACUCCUACAAGAGUAAGAAUCAAUCCGCUUCGUCCCUCGCCACCUUGAUUGGUACCUCGUCUGCCAUUGGCUCUCCCGCUGUGUCUGGCUUGGGCGAGCAGGUCAGCCAACGACUGAAGGAGCAGCAACAAGAGCAGGCCAAACGCCCUGGUAUGGGCAAGCGGUCUCGAAGUGGUGGUGCGCUGGCAGCUUUCAACCGCAUGAGCAGACCUAGACUGCAGGAAGAGUAUAAAAUUACCGCACACAUCGCCGAGACGAUCACACGGCAAAAGUACCUGUUGCGGCUCUGCAAGGCUUUGAUGCAGUACGGUGCGCCUACCCAUCGAUUGGAGGAGUACAUGAUGAUGAGUGCGAGAGUUCUGGAGACCGAAGCACAGUUUCUGUAUAUUCCUGGUGCCAUGGUGGUCUCUUUCGAGGAUCGGACGACGCAUACGAGUGAGGUGAAGUUGGUUAAGGUUGCACAGGGAUUGGAUCUCGGGAAGCUACGCGAUGUUCAUGAGAUCUAUAAAGAGGUAGUACACGAUCGACUGGGCGCGGAAGAGGGGAUUAAUCGACUGAGAGAAGUGACGGCACGAAAACCCAAGCACAACCGACUUUUUCGACUACCUGUCUACGGCUUGGCUGCUGUAUGUGUCGGGCCUUUCGCCUUCGGAGCCAGGCUUAUCGACCUUCCCAUAUCCUUCUUCCUGGGCUGCAUCCUAGGCUGGCUCCAACUUUGGGUCGCCCCAGCCUCUGACCUUUACGCAAACGUCUUCGAAAUCGCCGCCUCGGUCAUAACCUCCUUCCUCGCCCGCGCCUUUGGCAGCAUCCGCGGCGGCGAACUCUUCUGCUUCUCCGCCCUCGCCCAGUCCUCCAUCGCCCUCAUCCUCCCAGGCUACACCGUCCUCUGCGCCUCCCUCGAACUCCAAUCCCGCCAAAUCGUCGCCGGCAGCGUCCGCAUGGUCUACGCCAUCAUCUACUCCCUCUUCCUAGGCUUCGGCAUAACAGUCGGCACCGCCAUCUACGGCCUCCUCGACCGCAACGCCACCUCGGCCACCGAAUGCUCCAACACGAUCCCCAAAUACUGGUUCUUCUUCUUCGUCCCGGGCUUCACCAUGUGCCUCAUCAUCAUCAACCAAGCGAAAUGGAAACAAGCCCCCGUCAUGAUGAUCAUCGCCUUCGCCGGCUACGUCGUUAACUACUUCUCCGCCAUCCGCUUCGCCGGCAACACGCAAAUCUCCAACACCCUCGGCGCGCUCGUCAUCGGCGUCCUCGCCAACUUGUACUCCCGCAUCGGCGGCAAGCUCGAAAACCGCAUGUGGGACCUCUGGGAGGACCGUCUCCGUCCGCGGUGGAAGUCUCUCCGCAAACGCGUCUCCCGCCACCAGGGCCGGAGGAAGUCCGCCAAGGUUCUGGAGGAGGGCAGUCUGGCCAACGACACCGAGUCCGUCAUGUCGGCUUUCAAGCCCGCUGCUCGACGGGUAGGAUACGGACUCGCAGCCGCGGCUAUGCUGCCUGCCAUCUUCGUGCAGGUCCCCUCUGGUCUUGCGGUGAACGGGUCUCUCGUAGCGGGUAUCGCGUCCGCGGACCAAAUUACUGGCAAUGCGACGAAUGGAACGACGGUGGUGAAUAGCACGACGAUCGCGAAUGCGGCGGAGAGUUUGAAUAGUAUUGCUUUUACCGUGGGGUAUUCGGUGAUCCAGGUUGCGAUCGGCAUCACCGUCGGCCUCUUCCUCUCCGCCAUCGUCGUGUAUCCCUUCGGCAAGAGGCGUUCAGGUCUGUUUAGUUUUUGA
Molecule: messenger RNA, 2865 nt
Organism: Zasmidium cellare ATCC 36951
Lineage: Eukaryota; Fungi; Ascomycota; Dothideomycetes; Mycosphaerellales; Mycosphaerellaceae
Exons: 2
Coding region: 1-2865 (954 amino acids)
Biological process (GO): transmembrane transport
Molecular function (GO): transmembrane transporter activity
Source: RefSeq, a predicted model, not a curated record